Molecule: messenger RNA, 144 nt
Organism: Staurois parvus
Lineage: Eukaryota; Metazoa; Chordata; Amphibia; Anura; Ranidae
Source: the annotation of a GenBank genome assembly
GUUCCUCCUGGUGCAGUGGGUCCUAGGUUCCUCCUGCAGUGGUGGGUCCUGGGUUCCUCCUGGUGCAGUGGGUCCUGGGUUCCUCCUGGUGCAGUAGGUCCUGGGUUCCUUCUGGUGCAGUGGGUCCUGGGUUCCUCCUGGUGC